AUGUCCAGAACACCAAGCAUCUACAGCGACGCCCUUGAGAUACCGCCCCAGGAUCCUAUGAGCGUUGGCACAGAAACGGGCUCUCACAGAGACAGCUCGCAAGAUCAUGUCAGUGUAACACCAACCCCCACACGACAGAUAGACAGCGCGGACUUUCGACACUCAGGUAGAAUGCAUCGUCAUUCCAGCAACGAUAUGGAAGUAGACGAAGAGCCGCAGACAGACGCAGAUAUGGAUAUGCAGAUCGAUGCCUCGGCAGGCGUCAACCAUUACACAGCUCUGGCUUCAACAUCAUCGUCAACAUCAGUCCAAGAAUCAUCCGCUGGAGGCGCCAGAGAAAGAGCCCACGUAACCACCCCGCAGACAGAAGGCAGCUUGGGAUCCAACGCAUCAGGCAUAGCAGCAAGCGGAAGAAGAGUCUCUGUGCCGGUGGUGGAUGAGAAGGCUCAGAGUGAGCUGAGACGCAAGAUCAUGGAUAUCCAGCGAGACUCAACAAUCAGCUUUACCGACAAAGCGGGGAUGAUCCAGAAACUUAUGUCAUCCAAGUGGCAUGGUUCUCAGAGGUCGACUGAGAGCCAAGGAGAUGGGUCGGUGGAGGCAACUGCCGACGAUUUAAGAAAAACCUUCCAUAACGAAGAACAGGGACAGCUAGGGUGCAAGCACUACAUCCGUGGUUGCAAACUCAAGGCCGACUGCUGCGGCAAAUGGUUCAAUUGUAGGUUCUGCCAUGAUGAUGCUAGUGACCAUGCCAUCAUAAGAAGCGAGACUAAGACGAUGCUGUGUAUGCAUUGUCAGACGGUCCAAGCUGCUGCUCAGACAUGCAACUCAUGCAAGGCUUGUCUGGCAACGCAUUAUUGCGAUAUCUGUAAGCUAUGGGAUGACGAUUCCAAGAAGAGCAUCUACCACUGCGACGAUUGCGGGCUCUGCAGGAUAGGUCAGGGCCUAGGAAAGGAUUAUUUUCAUUGCAGGAAGUGCAACGUGUGCAUGAACAUUCAACUCCAAGGAAACCACAAGUGUAUCGAGCGCAACCUGGAGUGCGACUGUCCUAUCUGCGGCGAGUACAUGUUUACUAGCACCACGACGGUGAUCUUUAUGCCCUGCGGUCACUGCAUCCACUCCAAAUGUCACGAAGAUUAUAUCAAAGCUUCUUAUCAAUGCCCGACAUGCUGGAAAUCUCUUGGGGAUAUGUCCGUGUACUAUUCAAAGAUCGAUUCCUUGCUGGCAGAGCAGACCAUGCCUCCGGAAUAUGCCAAUAUUUUUUCCAUUGUACUGUGCAAUGACUGUGAGGUCAAGUCCGAAGCGCCCUAUCAUUUUCUUUACCAUAAGUGCGACAAGUGCAAAGGAUACAACACAAAGGUCCUGGAGACAUUCAAACGAGUGGUUGAAGGCCAAGCACAGGUAGUCGAAAAUGCAACUGCCGCGGGUGCCGCAGCGGCAGUUCCUGAGAACAACAUCUCGGGUAGCAGCAACGGCCUUGCGGGAUCUUCUGUUGCAGGACCCUCUGCGGUUACCGGCGGACCAGGAUCGUCGUCAAUUGCAGGACCCGGCACUACCGCAGUCAACCUCGGAGAUGUAGCUCUCCCUAGAUCCCCACUGAUGGAUGAAAAUGCCUCUGGAGACAUGUCCAUGGCCGGUAUUUCCAGCAACUCGGCGCCGUAG
Messenger RNA from Gamsiella multidivaricata, 1659 nucleotides. RefSeq names its product zinc-ribbon-domain-containing protein. Bases 1 to 1659 code for a protein of 552 amino acids. The record is from RefSeq and is a predicted model, not a curated record. Gene Ontology annotation, molecular function: ubiquitin protein ligase activity; zinc ion binding. NCBI's taxonomy places the organism in Eukaryota, Fungi, Mortierellomycota, Mortierellomycetes, Mortierellales, Mortierellaceae. Gene Ontology annotation, biological process: ubiquitin-dependent protein catabolic process; protein ubiquitination. Gene Ontology annotation, cellular component: nucleus. The transcript has 5 exons.